AGUGACGCUGCGGCCGAGGAGGAGUUCCUGUUAAUCCAAACACAGACAGACGGGAGCAACAUUCACAGGUUAUCGUCGGUACCGGGACUGUUUAACGGCGCCGACUCGCCAACGGGAUGGCAGCUCAGAAGAUAAACGAAGCCCACGAACACAUCGCUAAGGCGGAGAAAUGCCUGAAGACGAGUCUGACGAAGUGGAAACCCGACUUUGACAGCGCGGCGUCAGAGUACGCCAAGGCAGCCGUGUGCUUCAAGAACGCAAAGCAGUACGAGCAAGCCAAGGACGCCUACCUGAAGGAGGCGGAGUACCACACGGAAAACAAGACACUCUUUCAUGCUGCGAAGGCUAUUGAGCAGGCCGGGAUGAUGAUGAAGGAGCAAAAGAAAAUGCCAGAGGCCAUCCAGUACAUAGAGAAAGCCUGCAUGAUGUACAUGGAGAAUGGGACCCCUGACACGGCUGCCAUGGCCCUGGACCGCGCUGGAAAACUUAUAGAGCCCAUAAAUCUAGAGAAAGCUGUUGACCUGUAUCAGAAGGCGGCAGGAGUAUUUGAGAAUGAGGACCGUCUGCGUCAGGCAGUGGAGCUGCUGGGCAAAGCCUCCAGACUCCUGGUCAGGUUAAAAAGGCUGGACGAUGCUGCAGUCGCCCUGCAGAAAGAGAAGAACAUGUACAAAGAGAUCGAGAACUUCCCCAUGUGUUUUAAGAAAACAACAGCCCAGGUCCUGGUCCAUCUCCACCGAGGCGACUACGUGGCAGCCGAUAAAUGUGUCCGGGAAAGCUACAGUCUGCCCGGCUACAGCGGGAGUGAAGACUGCGGCGCGAUGGAGACGCUGCUGCAGGGCUUCGACGAGCAGGACGAAGAGCAGGUCUAUCGCGUGUGCAACUCGCCUUUGCUCAAGUACAUGGACAACGACUACGCCAAAUUGGCCAUUUCCCUGAAGGUCCCCGGAGGAGGAGGAAAAAAGAAGAAGGCCCCCGCUGGUCCACAAGGGGGCGCCGACGGGGCGCCUGCAUCUGCAAAGGAUGAGGAGGAUGAUGAGUAUGAGGGCGGGUUGUGUUAACCUCCACCCAUACGAUCCACCAGAACGUCCGCCGCGCUUCAGACCUUUUCAACCCCAGACGGUGGCCUGUUUGAUCUUUAACAGGCUGAAUAAAAGGAGAAAAAAAAAAAAAAACAUUUCCAGCUGUUGUCGCGGAGGAGUGAAUAUUAGGCCUCUGAGUUUGUGUUAUUCUUCUGCCUGGUGUAUGAACAUGUCCCGCUUCUGUGUCGUCUCGGUGAAGCUGUACAUUUUUGCCGUUAUUGUCUGUGGGUAGAUCAUUAUAUGUACGCUCAAAACCAUAGAUACCCUAAAAUGCGGCUGGAUCAGCGAAUCGGUGUUUUAUUUGUACAGAGAUAAUUUAUUCAGUAUUCACGGCAGCUGGAAAAUGACGCGGGGAGCUUUAUGCAAUCACACUGAUAACGCAUGUUUGAAACGGUCAUGCAAAAUCAAAUGUAACCUAAUAAUAUAAAUCCCGGACCACCCUGUUGUCUCCAGCAUCGGUGGUUAUAUAAAACGAGAAGCUUUUAUCCAAAUGUACACUAAGUUUGUUCCUCUACUUCAAGGUGUGUGUGCUAUGUUAGAAUAAAAAGAAUUAUAGCCCU
This is a messenger RNA of Fundulus heteroclitus (mummichog), 1639 nucleotides long. It is a transcript of the gene napgb, whose product is annotated as N-ethylmaleimide-sensitive factor attachment protein, gamma b. Bases 117 to 1058 code for a protein of 313 amino acids. Gene Ontology annotation, molecular function: syntaxin binding; soluble NSF attachment protein activity. The transcript has 12 exons. The record is from RefSeq and is a predicted model, not a curated record. NCBI's taxonomy places the organism in Eukaryota, Metazoa, Chordata, Actinopteri, Cyprinodontiformes, Fundulidae. Gene Ontology annotation, biological process: intracellular protein transport. Gene Ontology annotation, cellular component: SNARE complex; vacuolar membrane.